Lactuca sativa (garden lettuce) is the source of this 519-nucleotide messenger RNA. Lineage: Eukaryota; Viridiplantae; Streptophyta; Magnoliopsida; Asterales; Asteraceae. The record is from RefSeq and is a predicted model, not a curated record.
AUGGAAGAAGAGUCAAAGCUCAGUAUCGGAGGUCUGUUAGCAAUUGUCUCUAAAGUGACUGAAAAGGAAGCAGUUGAAAAUGGUGAUUCGGAUGAUGAAGAGGGGUUCAUAAUGAAUUCGGAUGAUGAGGCAAUAGCUUUUUGUUCGAAUAACAGAGUCAAAAAGAUCUUCAAGAAACCGUUCAAUCCAAAAGUAAGGCAGAGUGAAGUAAAAGGAAGGUUUGUGAACAAGGCUGUUGGAGAAGAGAAGAAGAAGAAGAUUGAAAAGAAAGAUGGGAAAGUUGAUGAGGAUAAGAGUGAGAGGAAGCUAAAAGGAGAUUCAGGUGUAGAUUGCCAUUACUACAACGGAGAAAAUCAUCAAGAAAAUGAUUGCAUGCUUCGUAAGAAAGAUAAGAGAAAGAAUAAAGUGAAUGAUGAGGCGUACCACACAGAGAGGCUGGAGGAAGUGAGAGUUAAGGCGAAGCGUAUGUCUUUGGUGGCUAGAGGUGAAUACGAGGAAGAUGGCAUGUAUCAAAUCUAG